Molecule: messenger RNA, 2572 nt
Organism: Physcomitrium patens
Lineage: Eukaryota; Viridiplantae; Streptophyta; Bryopsida; Funariales; Funariaceae
Source: RefSeq, a predicted model, not a curated record
AUCGCCCCGCAACCCCAUCCCCUCCAUUUCAGGGCCUCAUUCAUUCCCGCACGCAGCAGCCGCUUCUCCAGCUGGGACCCAGGACUUCCCGUCUCUUUUCCUCCUUUUGGUAUGGCUCCUCCACAGAGCGGAUUCUUCCCUGCGGUCUGUUUUUAGUUGCGAUCAGCGAUGCGCUAUUUUCGGCUCGUGGGUUUUUGUUUUUGUGCAGUGGAGCAGAUAUCGUACGAGGUUGUAAGAGUACUAGUUAUUUAGUGGGUUCACGAAAAUGCCACUACCUACACCAGUCAGUUUUCUGGCUUGCGUUCCACUUCUGAAGAAUGUGAAAGAGUACGAAACCUGUGUUAGGGCGGUGGAAAAUUUACUCGAACGACCCUGAACCAAUACUUCAGUGAUAGUUGCUGACCUGUCCGAGUCCCACCCUAACCUCUGCAAGAAGGUGAUCACGACUACACGAUCGAAUUCAUCGGGCGACUGUGGCAUCUUAGGAUUUGCAGCAAUGCGAAUUCGUUGUGAGGAGCUGGAAGAUAAGUCUGCUGACACCGGCUCUGGGAUGUCCCCGUGGGUUCCCAUAGAUGAGCUCUCCGAUUCUGUGAAUAUUGGGGAGGAUGAUCUGCAUAGAUUCCUCUCCACGGACGAGGAGUCAUGCAAUUUUGAUGUGGAUACGUCUCAUCUCGAGAUGAAUGCACCAGAGAUUCAGGUGUUCAUUACUACCCAUCAGGCCCCACUAACUACCUCGCCGAAGGUCCCCAACGACAGCAAUUGCUCAAAGGUCACGUCAGGCUUUGUAUCCAGAGAGGUCAGACCUGGUCGCAAGGGCAGGAAGGAAGGCUGGCGGAAGCAAACAGCAGUCUUGAAGGCCAAAUGUGAUGUGUUGAGGAUGGAGAAAGAGGUAGCUAGACAGCGGUGGGAAGAAGGAUGCGCAGAUAUGGUGGCCGCCGCCCAAAUGGCACAUUCGCUUCGAGUUGCUGUAGAAUCCAUCCUUGAGCCUGACAGAAGACGAGAAUCACUUUCAGCACCUUGCACUCCUCGCAGACAAGUGUCCAAGGAAGGGCAGAGUCACGGUCUAGAUGAAAGACUCCGAAGACUGAAAGCUAACUCGGCUAUGCGCACGAAAGAAAUGAAGAUGAGUUCACACGUCGACCUCGAAAGCCAGGCAGAAGCUUUGCACAAAAGAAUUGAGUUGCUGCAGCAGAGAUCACAAUUCCCCUACACGAACCCGAGCUCUCCAGAAGAAAGCGACCCCGAGACACUUCAAAGUGAUCAACAAUCUGUCGACCAAGAGCAUGGAGCGGACGAAUCCGACAGGUGUCCUCUGUCAGCAAGCGCAAAUGAUGCAGUUUAUCGCCUUCUCAAAGAGGCGGAGGAGUGUUGCAUUUUGGAAGAGGAGCUUGCCAAGCAAAAGCAAACCAAAGAAACAGUCCGUGAGAUUCUUGCUCAGAUAAAUGCUGAAGCCGAGCAAUGGAAACAGGUUCAGGAAGUUUUGAAAAAUGUUAGCGUAGAAAUGGCAACUGUACAGCAGGCAUGCUUGAGAUGGGAAAAGCGCGCUCUCGACGCCGAACAUCUUGCCACUGCCAGGCAACGAGAGAGGGAAGAAUGGCGUGCUAAAGCGCAAACAGCGCAACUAAAGAUUAUAAAGUUAGAAGCAGAGUUGACGCAGCUUCAAGAAACAAUAGAAGGGGUCAAGCAAAGACAUGCCCUUGAGCAAAGCCGGUGGUUAGACAUGGGCAGUGGUUUCGGCGCCCCAAACAACCUUGGCUACACAGUAAUUUUGCAGCCCAUAGCCAACAGUAGCACUCCAGAGAGUUGCAGGUGCAGCGUCAUGAAGGACCAACUCGAGGGGAGCAAACGCUGUGCUGACUUCUGCACAUCGACAAAACAAAACCUGCAACGGAGUCGCGUCUCGGAGCCAUCUAGUCUGGACAGAACUGUCCACGCCCCAUCCCGACUUCCUAGUCCACAUCGACCAACCUCCAGACCAACCUGUGAAUCACCCCAGGUGAGGCAGAAAUUUGAGACCGCUUCUUUGCAUCCGGCACGCUCAACUGACGGGCCCAAAAGUAGCGUAGCUCCCAGAGCCGUAGUAUCAACAAGUAGCAGGUUUGAAAGGGGGAGGUCGAUCUCGGUUGACAGAGUAGCCACCAGAACUCCCGUUCGAAAGCCCAGUCCUACUCGCAGUACCAAUGUGUUCAUCGAAAAUGCAGAGAACUUGUGUGCGGGUGUGACUGUGGGUUCUGCUACGACGACGACGAAGAAGGUGUUGGCCUCACGAGGCGUGAGUCCUGCGAAGCGAUGUGGCCAGUCUCCAGCUCCUGGCUGUAGAGGCCCAUCCCCUCCGAGGUCCAGCUUCAACGCCCACCAACGUGGGCCUCUCAGGGAUUUGAAGCUCAACACCACUAUCAGAUAGAAAAAAUAGCAUAACUUCUGUGCCUUCAUUGUUGGGGAUGUUUAUGUGAUUCCACAGGUAUUAGGCGGUGCCGUGAAACAAAGUAGGGAUUCGUGUGCGUGGCAAGUCAUAGCUUAUCAAAAUGGAAAAAAAAUAAAUAAAAAGUUCAAACUUUUUUAAAACUGGGAA